GCUGAUUCCGGGCGUGUGCUACCAAUACUUCUGGCUAGUUAUAAUCAUAUCAUAUCGGCAUUGGCUAGCAGUUUUUCUUUAGAUAGAGUAUUUCCAAUUCAGUUGUGUUGGGUGAAGACUAGUGCUGACACCAUAAAUUGUGUUGAAAGGAUACGUUCGUUUAAAUAGAAGUAGAGAUCCGGAGAAGUUUUUCUGUCAACGUCUUGUGCUCUUCUCGUUGUUUAUCGAUAAUAGUUUUUAGUUAUUGAAUUGAAAAGGAGGAAAAUGUCCAGUCAGAUUCCAAACGCCCCUCCCGAUGAUAGACCGAAAGAGGUUUUGGCAGACCUAGAGUAUGGUCGGUUGACCUCCAAAGAGUAUUUGCAUGUUUCCAAACAUCCAGUGGGAGAACCAUUGCCGGUGCCCAUUGAUGACGAGCCUCCAUAUAGUAUAUACAUUGCCACUUAUAUCAGUUAUCUUAUUUUGAUUAUCAUUGGGCACAUUCGAGACAUCACCGGGAAGAUCUUCAAGCCUAAGGAAUACGAGUAUUUAGUGGAAAAGGAUGGAUUUGCACCAUGGUAUGAUGGGUUUGAAAGUUUUUAUGUGCGUAGAUUGAAAUUGAGAAUUGAUGAUUGUUUUGCUAGACCAAUCCACGGUGCUCCAGGUCGUUAUAUCCAAUGUUUUGAUCGGGAACGCACCAAUCAUGAUGCCAACUAUACUUAUUCUGGUGGUUCUACCGAGUGUUUAAAUUUAUCUUCGUACAACUAUUUGGGUUUUGCUCAAUCCCAUGGGGUUUGUACCGAUUUUUCUUUAGAUAUUACUGAAAAUUACGGUACUUCUGCUUGUUCUGCUCGUAAUUACGUUGGGACUACGGAUUUGCAUAAAAAAUGUGAAGCCGUCACCGCGGAUUUUGUUGGUAAAGAAGACGCUAUCAUUGUUUCUCAAGGUUAUGGUACUAACGCUAGUUUGUUUUCUUCUUUGGUUGAUUCAAAAUGUUUGGUUAUUUCUGAUGAAUUGAAUCACGCUUCGAUUCGUUAUGGGAUUCGUCUUUCUGGUGCCAUUGUUCGAGUUUUCAAACAUAACGAUAUCAAGGCUUUGGAAAAAUUAAUUAGAGAUCAAAUCGCUCAGGGCCAACCAAAAACUCAUCGUCCUUGGAAAAAAAUCAUUAUUGCAGUCGAAGGUUUAUACUCAAUGGAAGGUAACAUGUGUAAUUUACCAGAACUCGUGGAUUUAAAAGAUAAGUAUAAAUGCUUCUUAUUCGUUGAUGAAGCCCAUUCUAUUGGUGCUUUAGGUCCCAACGGUCGUGGUAUUUGUGAUUAUUUCUCCGUUGAUCCAAAUCGGGUGGACUUAUUAAUGGGUACCUUCACUAAAUCUUUUGGUGCUACCGGUGGUUAUAUAGCGGCUGAUAAACAUAUUAUCGAUCGUCUAAGAUUAAAUUAUCUUACUAAUUCUUAUAGUGAAUCGGUUCCUCCUCCAGUUUUGGGUCAAAUCAUUUCUUCUUUAAAUGUUAUUAGUGGUAAAAUAAGCCCUGGUGAAGGUAAAGAAAGAUUAGAAAGAAUCGCUUUCAAUUCUCGUUAUUUGAGAUUAGGUUUAAAACGUUUGGGUUUCAUCGUUUACGGUGCUGAUGAUUCUCCAGUGGUUCCUCUCCUACUUUUCUUACCCGCUAAAAUGCCCGCAGUUUCUAGAAUGUUAUAUUCAAUGAAAAUCGCCGUGGUUAUCGUGGGUUAUCCCGCUACUCCUUUAAGUAGUGCCAGAGUUAGAUUGUGUCUUUCUUCCGCUUUAACUAAAGAAGAUUUGGAUUACGUCUUGACUAAAUUUAGUGAAAUUGGUGAUUUAAUCUAUUUGAAAUUUAGUAGUGGUAUCGCUGGUGGCUCUAAAAUUCCUGGUGAACCUCCAAGAUGGUCUAUCGAAGACGUUCUUGCUCACAACGUCGAAGAUACCAAAAAGGCUAAACUUUUUUGAUUCUUGUUGAAACACUAUAAAUGCUCUAGAUCUGAAAUAGAACUGGACCGUUAUAAAACCUAAAAAACAAAAAAAGCAAAAAGUUUAAAAGAGAAAAAAAU
Messenger RNA from Hyphopichia burtonii NRRL Y-1933, 2039 nucleotides. RefSeq names its product serine C-palmitoyltransferase (gene LCB2). The record is from RefSeq and is a predicted model, not a curated record. Gene Ontology annotation, cellular component: serine palmitoyltransferase complex. The coding region runs from base 265 to 1938 and encodes 557 amino acids. NCBI's taxonomy places the organism in Eukaryota, Fungi, Ascomycota, Pichiomycetes, Serinales, Debaryomycetaceae. Gene Ontology annotation, biological process: sphingosine biosynthetic process; ceramide biosynthetic process. Gene Ontology annotation, molecular function: pyridoxal phosphate binding; serine C-palmitoyltransferase activity. The transcript has a single exon.